Ipomoea triloba (trilobed morning glory) is the source of this 1367-nucleotide messenger RNA. Its product is annotated as mitogen-activated protein kinase kinase kinase 18-like. The transcript has a single exon. Lineage: Eukaryota; Viridiplantae; Streptophyta; Magnoliopsida; Solanales; Convolvulaceae. Gene Ontology annotation, molecular function: protein kinase activity; ATP binding. Gene Ontology annotation, biological process: protein phosphorylation. The record is from RefSeq and is a predicted model, not a curated record. The coding region runs from base 18 to 1364 and encodes 448 amino acids.
ACCCACAACUACUAGCCAUGGAGUGGAGUAGGGGGCCCAUCAUCGGCCGGGGCUCCUCCGCCACCGUCUUUCUCGCCGCCGAUGCGUCCUCCGGUGAACUCUUCGCGGUUAAGUCUGCCGAGUUCUCCGAUUCCGGUCUGCUGCAAAAAGAGAAGUCCAUACUUUCUCAACUCGAUUCUCCUCACGUGAUCAAGUGCCUGGGAUUUGACAUCACGUGCGAGGAGAAUAAGGUUAUGUACAACGUUUUGUUGGAGUAUGUUUCCGGUGGGACCCUCUGUGAUGUGGUUAAGAAGCUGGGGAGUUGUGUUAGUGAACCCAUGAUUCGAUUCUGUGCUCGUGAGGUUUUGUUGGGGAUAGAAUAUCUCCAUUCGAAAGGCAUUGUACAUUGUGAUUUGAAGGGACGGAAUGUUUUGGUCAGUGAAGACGGUGCGGUUAAGAUUGCUGAUUUGGGGUGUGCGAAAUUGGUGGGAAAUGGAGGAGUUGUUAGUUCUGGAUUUUCCGGCACGCCGGCUUUUAUGGCGCCGGAGGUGGCGCGUGGCGAAGAGCAAGGAUUUGCAGCUGAUAUUUGGGCGUUUGGGUGCACGAUCAUCGAAAUGGCGAGUGGAUCUUCGCCGUGGCCGGAGAUGGACGACCCGGUUUCGGCUCUUUACAGAAUCGGUUAUUCCGAGGAUGCCGUGCCCGAAUUUCCCGGCUGGAUUUCCGGCGAGGCUAAGGAUUUCUUGAGCAAAUGCUUAAACAGAAACGCCAAAGACCGGUGGUCGGCAACGGAGCUUCUUCACCACCCGUUUCUGCAAAAUCCGAAUUCUAAUCCCGAAAAACUCGAAAUUCUUCCUAGGAAUUCUCCCACGAGUGUAAUUGAUCAAGGCUUUUGGGAAUCAAUUGAGCCGUCAAAAUCACCUGUCCCGGCCUCUCCCGUCGAUCCUCCGGCGAAUAGGAUCGGACGGUUGAUCGGAUCAUCAACCUUUCCCGAUUGGGAAGACGACGAGCAAGGUUGGGUGAACGUAAGAGGAAUAAUCGAAACUGUUAAUUUGUCACCUAUAGAAAAAACGGAUAAAACUAUAUUUCAAACUGAUUGCAACCUUGAUCAAGAAGAUGAAGAUGAGUUAAUGGAGGUGGAGCCAUUUCUCUUUCCAGAAGAUUUGGAGUGCUUGAGGACCGGCAAUGGAGGUUUUCUGUUUGAUUUUUUUGCAGAGAAGAUUAGCUUUAGUUCUAGGUUAGGUACAACAAUAAAUAUAGCAUUGUCACAUGAGAAUGUUAAACAUCAGUUAUCACUCGGAAUUCAAACUUUUAUGAAGAAUAUGAUUAAAAUUUCAUAUUUAAUGGACUCACAUAAUAUCAUUAUAAAGUUGUUGAUUAGAAGGUAACAA